GGUCAACGAAAGAGGUGAUGAAACUGGUGACCUUAAAUCAGAAGAGGUUUCUUUAAGAGACCGACCAGAAAAAACAUCUUCACAAAAGGAGGAGGUGCUGAACCAAGGGUCACGAAAACCCAGCAAUGAGGAGAAAAGAGGAAGACCGUCUACCAAGGGACGCAAGGUUUUCAGUAAUUCCCCUACACCAGAGCGACAUCAGAAGCAGGGCAAUGGACCUCCGUCAUCUUCCCGACCAGUCAGAUCCCAAAGACCCCUUUCAGGCUCUCUGGCUUCUGGGGCUCGUCCUUCCGGAAGUCAGAUAGAAAGUAGAGUGUUCUACAGUGGUUUCAACGUUUCGGAUAAUAAGUCAUCUCCUCGCAGACGAGCAUCCAGAAGCCCCGCCCCAGUGAUAGGGGCUCCUGUUGGGUCCGUUUCCGGUCGAAAACAGGUCUCCCAAGGACUUCUUUCUCGACAGCCUCCGACAGCGCAGAUUAGGUCCCGACCUGACCAGUCCCUGUUCCAGGCUCCAGUGCACCAGGGAUCAUCCUAUCUAUACACACACUCUAACCUGCAACCUCAGGUCAGUCCUCAAGGCCCGAUUCCAAAGGUACAGGCAGCUCCUGAACAGGAGGAAGGGAGGGGUCUGUUUAACCUACCUUUUAGCAGACUCUACAACUUCAGGGGCCUGAGGGACAAAUGGACCAAGCCUGCAACGCAGAGUAGGAAAAGCAGCACCGGCGCUCCAGUGAAAGAACCUAAAAGCCCAAGCUAGAUCUGGUUCAUCAUUCAACCUGUCAUCAGCUUUUUAUGUAAMUGAAACACAUACCAGAGGGGGGAAAAUUACCUGGCACACAUGUUCASUCUCAACACUACAUCUGUCUUGAGUUCUGUUCCAGCGGUUCUUUUCACUCUUUUGAAAUUCUUCUCGAAUUGCAAAUUAAAACUAGACACCUGAAGUCUUCCAACUUAUGAACUGUGUAAAAACAAAAACCUUGAGCAACUUGUUACCACAUCGAGGGAUAUGAGGGAAACUGUCUGCAUCUGUUCUGAUGAUCAAAGAAAUUUGCACAUUGUGCCUUUCUCAGCUUAACCCUCAAACUGGACUAAACUGACCAAAACCAACAGAUCACAACCUAAAACACGUCUCUUACUGUGCCUUCUUUAAGGUCAUCCCUAUUUUACAGACUGUUUUAUUCUAUACKGCAGUUAUGAUUUUUGUGUACUAUAAUAGAACUGUAUUUUAAUGAAGCAUGGCUGCAUUCCUUGUAUAUUAUUUCACACAUUCUGAAGUGGUGUCAUGUUAAUUUAUGUGUAUUUAUGUUUUUAUUUUACUGUGGAAGUAACUAAAUUCAUAAAAGUGGACUUGUAAAGUGGAGUUUUAACUGGGGAUUUCUGCACACUGUAUUUGUAUCUGUUUUGUUGGAUUAUAUAGAAAUUAAAUGAAAGUAAUAGACCAGCUGCUUUUGAGUUAUGUUAACAUCUUAAUAACUUUAACGUCUUUUUCCUGUUGUCUGAAUGAGUACAAUGAGGUUGAUAUAAAUUUAGAAACUGAGCACUGCCCAUUCUAUUCAUCGUUUCUAACGUCUCCUACCUGUUGGGACCAUUAUGUAGUCAUAUGUUGGGUUUUUGUAAUAUGAAAGAAAAGAACCAAAGCCGUGGAUUUCUUCUUUGUUUAAACCAAAUUCCAUUUACUUUCUAUUUUGGCCCAAAAGACAAAGUCACACUGCCUUCUAUGCUAAGCACAAGUUAUCAGAGGUAAUGAGCACAACAAAAACAACACCGGAAAGACUGGUUACCAUAAACACAAAUGUAGCUGUCACACAGAUUAAAAAGACAGUGACUGGAUAAGACCAUGACCUCAGUUUUUUAUGAGGGAGAAGGAAACAUUGACAGGUGACUCAUCUCUGAGACAUGACAAAUGAACCUGACCCCAGUGUGUCAUUUUAUCACAGUGACUAUCUGAUGAGGUGCAAAUCAUGUUUUCCAGCCUUACGUUUAAUAAAGUUAAUUAUACUUAA
Molecule: messenger RNA, 2000 nt
Organism: Austrofundulus limnaeus
Lineage: Eukaryota; Metazoa; Chordata; Actinopteri; Cyprinodontiformes; Rivulidae
Product: bridging integrator 2
Source: RefSeq, a predicted model, not a curated record